Habropoda laboriosa is the source of this 1743-nucleotide messenger RNA. RefSeq names its product protein croquemort-like. Gene Ontology annotation, molecular function: scavenger receptor activity. The record is from RefSeq and is a predicted model, not a curated record. Gene Ontology annotation, cellular component: cytoplasm; membrane. The coding region runs from base 106 to 1572 and encodes 488 amino acids. The transcript has 9 exons. Lineage: Eukaryota; Metazoa; Arthropoda; Insecta; Hymenoptera; Apidae.
GUGACCUGUAAUAAAUCAUCGCAACAUUAAAGAGUCUGAAACUUCCCUUAAUGAAUAUCAUCUAAUAAUCAACAAAACAGUUUCAGGUAAAAACAGUCAAACAAGAUGAAAAUGUGGAAGAAACUUGCUAUUAUAUUUACUAUAGGGAUAUUGUUAACAAUUGUUGGAUUAACACUAGCAAUUCUUUGGUCCACAAUUUAUUUAUCAAUUAUAAAUACGCAACUACCUUUAACACCAUCAUCUACAAAUUAUGAGCUUUGGAGAGAAACACCUAUUCCCAUGUUUUUAAAAUUGUACAUGUUUAAUAUGACUAAUUAUGAAGAGUACAUCUCAAGCAAUGUAACAAAACCGAAAUUUGUAGAAAUGGGUCCUUACGUAUUUAGUGAAACUGAUUAUAAAGUAAAUCAAGUAUGGAAUGAGAAUGGUACCAUAACAUAUCUAAGGAAGAGGGUAUGGCAUUUUGAUGAAAAAAUGUCAGCAGGGAGUUUAUCAGAUAAAGUGACAAAUAUAAACCCUGUGACUGCUAGUGUUGCAUAUGCAUUAAGAUUUAAACAACCUUUCUUCCGUGAUGUAGUAGACAGAAUGAUGAAAGCAGUAGGACAGCAAUUAGUAAUUACUAAAACUGUCAAUGAAUUACUCUUUGAAGGAUACAAUGAUACUAUGUUAAAAAUUGCUCGAAAAUUCAAUUUGACUGAAAUUCCAUUUGAAAAAUUUGCUUGGUUUUAUGGACGAAAUGGAUCUGCACCUUAUGAUGGAACCUUUAACAUGCUCACUGGUACAACCAAUAUGCUUGACAUAGGAGUGGUUAAAGAGUGGAAUUAUAAUAGUAAAGUUGAUUAUUAUCCUGGAGAAUGCGGCGCAGUGAAAGGAACGAAUGGUGAUUUGUGGCCGCCGUUACCCGAUAACAAGACUAUUUCUUUCUUUGUAUCCGACAUUUGCACGAGUAUGUCGAUAAGUUACGAUAAUACAACUGUUUAUGAAGGAUUAACGGGUGUCAAAUAUAGUAGCGACGAUACGUUAUUCGAUAACGGUACGAAAGUACCAUCGCGUAAAUGUUACUGCGUGGGUGAUUGUAUUCCUUCUGGAGCAUUAAAUAUUUCAUUGUGCAAGUGGGGUGCUCCAGCGUUCAUCAGUUUACCACACUUUUAUUUGGCAGAUGAAAGUUAUACAAACAAUAUCGAUGGGAUGGAACCUAACAAAGAGAAACACGAACUUUCAAUAGCCAUAGAACCGAAAACCGGCGUUCCAUUGAACGUGAAUGCAAAGUUACAAUUAAAUCUAUUGGUCCAGCAUGAUGAAGUUAUGUCCGUAUUUAAAAACAUCAAAACGACAUUUAUACCAAUGUUAUGGUUUACCCAAGAAGCUUAUUUAACUUCCGAUUACGCUAGCACUGUGAAAUUCAUCAUUAUUCUGCAAUCUUUGGGCGCUGUAACUUGCUACGGUAUUGCCUGCAUUGGCAUUUUAAUUAUUUGCAUCGGUGCUUUCUUAUACAUUCGACAUAGUUUAAGAGGAGAAGAAAAUCAAGUUUUAUUGUCAAGAGAUGAGAAUGGAAUUUCCAGUAUUAAUGGAUGAUUAAUUGUACCUUUAAACGUUACUAUCACGAUUAUUAAGUUACAUAGAAGGAUGUUAUGAUCAAAGUGAUAGCUGUCAAAGAUGAGAUAAGAUCAUCAUCUUUGAAACAAGAGUUUAUGAACUUGUACUUAUCGAAUCCUAGAGCAUAUCUUCCUGUUACACUUCAGAUAC